UUAACUCAUAUUCGCUUACCGUUAUUGUAGCAGCCUGUGUUUAUAGCGCCAGCUGUAGCUCGCGAAUGGUGCGCCGCCCUAUCCGUCGGAUAUGUCCCGACACAGUCCUACUUUUCAGCCCUGCCCACGAGAUAGAAACGCACUAUGAUAGAAUGACAAUGACAAUCGACAGCACCUCUUUCGCCAUUCUAGAUCUAAUCCACGUGCUAUGUGCUACGGCACACACACACCAGCAUGCUCCAAACCUCCAAGCAGAGCAAUCCCAUCCGCACUAGCCUUUAUCCCGUCCCAACCUCAACCUCACGAUACCCUCCUACCACUCCUCGCCGAACUUGCCCCUCCACCUCCACCCCCACCUCCACCGUGCCAUCAUACCAAGCCCCGCAUCUCCCCUACAACUCCCCCACCUCAACUCUCCUCAUCCACAUCAUCCUUCGGCCACAGCGCGUCCUUCCACACCAGCGCGCCAUCUCCUCUAGACAGGAAGACCCCGGACCACAUCGCGCGUCAGCGUCGUCCCAGGAUAAGCGUCCUGCAUCGCUGAGAGCACUGCGUUGGCGCAGUCGAUGGGCGUCUGGUCGUCGUCGGGGGGGGCGGAGUAGGCGUGGAGGAUGCGGCCUUCCUACGAGAGGGAGGGGGUGGGUGUUAGGUCGUGGGCGGCGGAGUGGAGGAUGUAUAUGGAGUGGGGGGUGGGGGUGGCAUGGUUGGUGGUGGGGAAGUCAAGGGGUGCUGGGAAUUGGAGUGGGAGUGGGAGUAGGUAAGUUAAGGGGUGGCUGGGCAUGUGGUAUAUGUAGGGAAGAAGGAGGGGCGUUUGUUUGUGGACGUAGAAGCGAGAGGGUUUGUGUCGGGCUUGGACAGCGUUCGGGGAGGUGGGUGGUGGGUGGUAGGUGGUAGAAUCUUCCGUGGAGAGUUGCGAGUGCCAACACCGCUUCGAAGGAGCCCGGGACAGGAGGCGAGCGAU
Molecule: messenger RNA, 961 nt
Organism: Trematosphaeria pertusa
Lineage: Eukaryota; Fungi; Ascomycota; Dothideomycetes; Pleosporales; Trematosphaeriaceae
Exons: 1
Coding region: 235-894 (219 amino acids)
Source: RefSeq, a predicted model, not a curated record